Molecule: messenger RNA, 813 nt
Organism: Clunio marinus
Lineage: Eukaryota; Metazoa; Arthropoda; Insecta; Diptera; Chironomidae
Source: the annotation of a GenBank genome assembly
AUGUUUUUCCAUGGACCUGCUGAGGCUAAUUAUACUCAACAUUAUAUUAAAGACUCAUCACAAAUUUUAAGUCAUAGAAGUUUCAAUAAGAAUCGUCCAACAGUUUUGUAUAUUUCUGGAUGGUUUAUGAAUCCCAAAUCCGAGAAUUCACAAUUUCUUAUCAAAGCUUAUUUAAAACGUGGCGAUUACAAUCUUCUAGUUCUGGACUGGGGUGAUUAUUCAGUCGGAUUUUACGAUGCAGUUAUGAUAAGAAUUUCGAUAAUAGCAAGAAUAAUUGGUGAAAGUUUCACAGAACUUUUCGAUAAUGGUUUAAAUACCAAAACAUUUCAUUGUGUCGGACACAGUUUUGGAGCGCACGCUUGUGGAAUUAUAGGACGCGAAUUGUAUCGUAAAUCGAAUCAAAAACAUAAGCUCAAUAGAAUAACCGGACUAGAUCCAGCCGGUCCCGGAUUUUUUCCUGUUGCUUCUUUUGAAAAGCCUUUAAAUAAAAACGACGCAGAGUUUGUUGAUGCCAUUCAUAGUGAUGUGUUUUUUGUAGGAACAAAAUUUACAGUUGGUCAUGUAGAUUUUUAUCCCAAUUUCAAUAUGAUGCAACCUGCUUGUCCGAGUCCAUCAGCUGAUAGCUUCUUCGACUUUGUUAAUCUAAUGUGCAGUCAUUUAAAUGCUGUUCGAUAUUUUGCUGAUUCAAUGAAGCGGGGAAAUGGAAAAUUAUUUCCAAGUCGGCAAUGUGACAGUUGGGAAGAAUUCAUUGAAGAAAAAUGUCGAACAAACACUCUCAAUUAUAUGGGAAUUCAAGCAAAUCCCAAAGCUCAA